Molecule: messenger RNA, 737 nt
Organism: Maniola jurtina (meadow brown)
Lineage: Eukaryota; Metazoa; Arthropoda; Insecta; Lepidoptera; Nymphalidae
Product: apolipophorin-3-like
Exons: 4
Coding region: 117-680 (187 amino acids)
Biological process (GO): lipid transport
Cellular component (GO): extracellular region
Molecular function (GO): lipid binding
Source: RefSeq, a predicted model, not a curated record
CACCCCGCGGAUCAACUGUCAGUCAAUAUAUACCCGGUAGGAUCCCGAAUCGGGCAUAACGUUCCGGACUCUCCUACCAUCAACAUCACCACGUAACCAGUACUAAAAAAAACAAAAUGGCCAGAUUUAUCGUCCUGUUCUUUGCCUGCUUGGCUUUGGCUGCAGCGAGACAAGUGAGGCGCGAUGCCCCGCCGCCAUCCCCUUUGCAAGAGAUCGAAAAACACGCGACCGAGUUCUCAAAGACCUUCACAGAACAAAUCAACUCUUUAGCCAACUCCAAGAAUACCCAAGAAUUCAACAAGGCACUUAAAGAUGGCUCGGACUCAGUUUUGAAGCAACUUUCUGCCUUCUCAAGCUCUCUUCAGAACGCGGUGAACGACGCGAGCGGCAAAGCGAAGGAGGCCCUGGAGCAGUCGCGCGCCAACAUCCAGAAGGCCGCGGAGGACCUCCGCAAGGCGCACCCCGAGGUGGAACAGCACGCCACCCAGCUGCGGGAGAGGAUCGAGUCCACUGUCAAGUCUGUUGUUGCUGAGAGUCAAAAGUUGGCCAAGGAAGUUGCGGCCAACAUGGAGCAGACCAACCAAAAGCUGGCACCACAGAUCAAGUCCGCGUACGACGACUUCGUAAAGCAAGCCGAGGAGGUCCAGAAGAAGUUGCACGAGGUCGCCACCAAGCAGUGAGCUGCGCCCCCGCUGUCAUCACAUAUUACACUACAAUAAAAUAGCUAUAUUCUUCUA